This is a messenger RNA of Dreissena polymorpha, 1499 nucleotides long. Its product is annotated as 3 beta-hydroxysteroid dehydrogenase/Delta 5-->4-isomerase type 4-like. The transcript is spliced from 5 exons. Bases 169 to 1254 code for a protein of 361 amino acids. The record is from RefSeq and is a predicted model, not a curated record. Gene Ontology annotation, biological process: steroid biosynthetic process. Lineage: Eukaryota; Metazoa; Mollusca; Bivalvia; Myida; Dreissenidae. Gene Ontology annotation, molecular function: 3-beta-hydroxy-Delta5-steroid dehydrogenase (NAD+) activity.
UUGAAGCAUAGGAACGUUCGAAACAUAAUUCGACAACACUGCACCUUUAGUAAAGGCUUUACUGCGGAUAUUGAUCUCAUUCGUGAGAUAUGUUAAUUAAUGAGUGUUUUUGUGUUACAGUGUUACAACCAAGAUAGAGGUUAUUUUGAAGGCUAACAAGGUUACGAAAUGUCAGAAGGAAAAAAGCCGUGUGUUGUUGUUGUCACUGGCGGGGCGGGGUUCCUGGGGCAGCAUGUUGUGGGCUUGCUACAGGCACAUGCUGACCACGUGACGGAGAUCCGGGUAAUCGACGUCAAGCCGUAUGUCAACAACUUGGACUACCCGGCGACCAAACCGGUGCGCCAGUUUACCGGAAACAUCACGAACCCUGACCUCGUGCAGAGCGCGUGCGAGGGCGCUACAAGCGUGAUGCACGUGGCGAGCAUAGUUGACAUUUCGCUAAUACCGGAUAAAGACCUCAGCUACAAUAUCAACGUUGUCGGUACCCGGAACGUUAUUGACGCUUGCCAGAAGGCCGGCGUGCGCAGACUGUUGUAUUGCAGCACUUGCGAAGUGGUUUGCGGUCAUGGCAACAUUUACCAUGGCAACGAGGAGAACACGCGCGCCCAAAGGGACGGCCACAUUUACCAGGUGUAUGGUUCGACAAAGAUGAUGGCGGAGGAAAUGGUGCUUCUUGAAAAUUGUGACAGCCUGCGCACGCUUUCUCUGCGUCCUGUGAUAAUGUACGGCGAAGAGGAGUGGCGGACCAUGGCAAGGACGCUGAGCCACCCUUUCGUGAAGAAGACCAACAGGUGGCUCACCUUCAACUGCCACAAAGGCUCCGCCGAGCACGCUUACGUCGGAAACGUCGCAUGGAGCUUCAUCUGCGCGGAAAACGUAAUGCGUCGCGACGACAGCGCAGCCGAGAACGUCUGUGGUCAGAGCUUUUUCGUAAGCGACGAGACUCCAAAUACGAACGUGGUAGAUUUUAUGCAGCCUUUCCUUAAAGAGGUGGGGGUUGAGGCAUUUUCCUGGAAAGUGCCGAUCUGGAUGAUCAUUUGGCCGCUCUACGUUCUCCUCGCCAUUUUAAUGUUUGUAUCGCUCUUUAGGAAAGUUAAUCUUGCAAUUGGCUUGGCGCCAUUUGUGAUGGGGCCAAAGGUAUUCCGGUUUGAGUACAAUAAGGCGACCCGGUUGCUUGGAUAUCAACCCCUUUACUCCGUCGAAGAGUCAAAGGAAAGAACUGUUCGGUUUCUAAAGAAACUUCGGGCUAAAUAACAGGACAAACAACACGUGGAUAUGUAAAAAAAUGUGUUGUUUUAAAAUGAGACAUGUGCAAUAAUACAAAUCAAAUGCCAUUGCUGUUACAAAAUGUUUUAACAUAUAUAUUUUAUAACAUAGUAUACAUUUAAUUUUAAUUGCGGUCGCAAUGAUUGAUUAAUUAACUGAAACGUAUUUCGUGCAACGGUACAAUGCAAGUGCGAUUGUUUGUAUUAUAAGAUGAGCAUAUACGCUGUAAAAUC